Molecule: messenger RNA, 1185 nt
Organism: Trypanosoma brucei brucei TREU927
Lineage: Eukaryota; Euglenozoa; Kinetoplastea; Trypanosomatida; Trypanosomatidae
Exons: 1
Coding region: 1-1185 (394 amino acids)
Source: RefSeq, a predicted model, not a curated record
AUGACGGAGCGUACCGACACUAUUCGCGAGUUGUUCCACAAAAGCAGCCCCUAUCGCCCCGGUGGCGAUGACUUCGCUGAGCUCACUGCUCUGAAAUCUCACACAUUUUACGAAACCUUUCAGGUCGUCACAUCCACAGCAAAGGUCGCGGUGCGAAACACGCGUGCUAGCAUCAAAGCAGCUCUCCGCGCCAUGGAACAAUUUAGCCCCGCAGUUUCAGAUCAAGAGAGUGCCUUACUGUUACAGGAGGCGGAGUUACUCGCGGCUUCCGACGCCAUAAAGGAACUCAUUGCAUCGCUGAAGAACGCGUGUGUGCAGUCGGAGAAGUCUGGAAGCCGGUGGGGUGCUGCUGUGUCAAGGAAAGGGGAUGAGGCACAGGACGCUAAGACUGGGAAGCCGUCAAACCAAAUGCUUUUGCAUCUCGAGACAGCCCUCGAGGUUGUCGGGCUAUGCACCGGUCGAUGGAGGCUUUUGCUGGCCCUAUGCAAAGAGGAGCUCAUCUUGUAUAAGCAGGAGAUGUUCUCUUUUGGGCGUAUUGGAGUACUUUCUUGUCAAGAUCCAGUGAAAGAAAAGUGUGGGGACGCUGAGAGUUCAAUCAGCAGGCGCGAACCGGACGUAGAAAGACCACAAGAACUGGACCUGCCAAUUGGCUGUAGUGUAGAGAAGCCAAAAGAUGCAACCCAAGCGGUUAUGUCGGUGGUAGACCGUGUCAUGAAGGAGGCAGCGAGGAGGGUGACGGUGGCACCGCUUCCUCUCAAUAGCGGUGUAUGGUCAAAAAUACGGGGAAACAAAAGCAAUUGCAGGAACGUCUGGAACGCGGAUAUCUCUGAAGUUCCCGUUCCUCAAUUCGAGUACAGUUUAGAGGAGCAGCAGCAACUAAGGGUUGAAAAUGCGAUGCUGGAAAAGCAUCAAAGACUAGUCUCCGCCGAAGAUGCGAAGGCUGUUGAAGUCUCUGUUCGUGAAUUGUCGCAGUUGACCUCCCUCAUCAGCGAACGAGUCAUUCAGCAGAACGAACAGUUCUCCAUUCUUUUGAAAAAUACUGAAGCGGCGCAGAACAACAUGCAGCGAGGAAUAGGCGAAGUUAAGCAAACUCUUACGCAUUUUUGGAACCCAACCCGACAGCUGAUAGCAGUUCUGUGGACCAGCAUCAUCGUGCUUCUGUUAGCCAACUGGAUCAUUCGCUAA